CCCGGGUUCAAGUGAUUCUCCUGCCUCAGCCUCCCAAGUAGCUGGGAUUACCAUCAUGCACCUUCAUGCCCAGCUAAUUUUUGUAGUUUUAGUAGAGGCAGGGUUUCACCCUGUUGGCCAGGCUAGUCUCAAACUCCUGACCUCAGGUGAUCUGCCUGCCUCAGCCUCCCAAAGUGCUGGGAUUACAGGUAUGACCCACUAUGGCCGGCCAGUUCUGGCCAUAAUUCUGACACCUAACUUCAGGACUAAAGCUGUCAAGAAGACUGGUGUUUUUGCUUUUGUUUUUGUUUUAUAACAGUGCUCCCAUGUACUUGCAUGAGUUAAAUGCUGGUAGAGCAGAUACUAGAGGAUAAUAUAACCUGCCUGGAUAUCAAGUACAUACCAGUCCUCAGGGACUGGCAUAGAUGGUGGAGAUGCCCCAUUUCUUGAAUAUAUAUUUUUUGUAACUUCUUACAGUUAAGAUAGCUGAGUCAGCAUUUUAACUGUUUAUUAACGGUGGAAACAGAUGGAAUUUGAGUCAUAUUUCUGGAAAGGCAACAGAUUCCAUACUGGUAAGAAAUUUUGUGUUCCCUUUUUGUGAGAAUUGUAAAAUGAUGACAAAUAUCACUUAUUCUGAUUUAACAGAUGGAAAAACUGAAGUACACAGUAGUGAUGCUUAUCUUAAGAGGGGCACUAUGCAUAGACAAUGAAAUUUACCACCUAUGUGUUAUGAUUUGAUAGGUGCUAACAUUCCUCAGUGUCACAGAUUUUGUCCCCUGACAAUCUGCCAGCAUACUUGUAAUUCCUGCUGUUCACAGUUACUCCUUCAGGGCCAUUUCAAGGUUCUCAAUAAAUGCUUAUUUGAGUGAUUGAACAAACAAGAUACUAAAGACAUAGAGUCCCUUAAAUUGGAUAGAUGCCUUAUCUGAAAAGUGUAAGAUUAUCGACUCUAGCAUUAUUUUGAAUAUAUGUAUACGAUUUAACCCAUUAUUAUCUACUACUUAGGUGCAGGGUUUUGAUGGAGUAGUAUCCAGUAGGCUGAUGUUUUAUGUAGUGAAGAUGUAGGAAAACGCUAGAGUUUUAGAGCCGUGCCUUUGGCUUCUAGGAUCUUAGGGAGAGUAGGAGAUGUGAUAUGCUUAACUAACCUGGAUGCCAGGUGAGAUUUAUUUAUUUAUUUUUGAAACAGGGUCUAGCUCUGUCACCCAGGCUGCAGUGCAGUGGCAUGAUCACGGCUCACUGUAGCCUGGACCUCCUGGGCUCAAGUGAUCUUCCAACCUCAGCUUCCCAAGUAGCUGAGACCCCACCAUGCCUGGCUAAUUUUUUAUUAUUUGUAAAGAUGGGGUCUUGCUUUGUUGCUCAGGCUAGUCUCAAACUCCUGGGCUCAAACGAUCCUCCUGCCUCAGCCUCCCAAACUGCAGGUAUUACAGGCAUGAGCCACCAUGCCUGGUCUGCAUGAAUUUUGAAAUAUCAAAAGGAAGUAAGUAAGAUGGGAGAGAUGCACCAUUCCUGGGUUUCUGGAGGUAUUGAAAUACAGGUUGAUGUGUAGAGUGGCGGAGCAAACUCCUAUUCCAUCUCCUUGCUUCAAAAACCCAUUUAACAUGUCUUCCUUGGAUAGAGAAUGUGUCAGAUAUUAAACUGUUAAGAACAGAUACUAUGCUUGAUCUUAGCCAAAAGGAUAAGUUUCACUGGAGUAGCCUGCAGUAGAUCUGGAGUUUCUCCUCUGGAGAACACUUAAGAGGCUACUUUAAUAGGUGAAAAGAUGAUAAGGAAUUAAAAAAGGAACAUUUCAGUGGUAACAGAGAGGCAGGGACAGAUGGAAAUAUUUCAGGAAUAGCAUGGAAGAUAAUAUUCCGCAUCACCUGCACUCUGAUUCCCUCUGGUAAAUGGGACACGUGGGGGAUCGGCUUCCUAAGCGAUCCCAGUACUUUACACAUGUUUGUUUCUGUGCCUAUGAAAUCGCUAGUGUAUUUAAGGUAAGGAUUAUAUAUUUUUAUCUGUGUUCCUAGAACCCUUUCAGUGACACGCUGAAAGGUGGCCCGUAUGGUUGCUGAAUCAUUGGAAAAUAGACAUUCAUAAAUGACGAAAGAUUACAGGUUAUCUCACAGUAAAAUCAUUAGCAUUAAACUUCAGUAAUGACUGAUAAGACACUACACUGAUUACAUUUCAACCUAAUCUUUCUAGCGAUUUAUUUUUAAAAGUCUCCACAAAUAGCCAUAAAGACUGGAGUACCAGCUUCAAAAUACUUUUUUUUCCUUUUUCUUUUUGAGACGAAGUCUCGCUCUUGUUCCCCAGGCUGGAGUGCGAUGGCGCGAUCUCUGCUCAUUGCAACCUCCGCCUCCCGGGUUCAAGCGAUUCUCCUGCCUCGGCUCCUCCAGUAGCUGGGAUUACAGGCGCCUGCCACCACGCCCGGUUAAUUUUUGUAUUUUUUUUCUUUUUUAAUAGAGACGGGGUUUUACCAUGUUGACCAGGCUGGUCUAGAACUCCUGACCUCAGGUGAUCCACCGGCCUCGGCCUCCCAAAGUGCUGGGAUUACAGGCCACCCACCCAGGCCACCGCGCCCGGCCUCAAAAUACUUUUUUCCUUAGCUGAUUUUAUCGAGUGGCUAUGUGCCUAAGGGAGUGUUCUAAGAAGACGUUAGUUGGGACCCAGAACGUGGGAAGUACUGGUUUCCGUAUCAAUUUGUUGGUGAUCGUAAACCGAUUCAAAUCUCUAACUCCUAACUGCCCGCCGACGUUACGGAACCAAAUACGCUGACGCCCACAUUUCUGGGCAGACGCACAAGUAUGUUACGAUGGCUCGAUUGCUUUUGCCUAGCGGAAACCAUUCAGUGAGGACCGAGCACCAAAUAACCAAGGAAAAGGAAGUGAGUCAAGGACGUACUCGUCUUAGUGAAAGCGUGAGCCACUGAGAUUUGGAAGUCUGCGCUGGGCCCGCUUGGAGUUCUGAGCCGAUGGAAGAGUUCAGUCAUGUUUGCACCCGCGGUGAUACGUGCUUUUCGCAAGAACAAGACUUUCCGCUAUGGAGUCCCCAUGUUGGUGAGUGGAGCGAGGAGGAUCUUCCGCAAGAGUUGCUGAUUAUUGGAGGUUCUUUUGGUCUUCGUGAGUUUUCUCAAAUCCGAUAUGAUGCUGUGAAGACUAAAGACACAUACAACUGGAUUAAGGAGUUAAAUAACCAAAACGGAGCAUACUGCACAAUACACAAACAAGAAAUUGAGAUUGGGCCUGGUGGAGACAGGGAUGUGAAAGCAGAUAUGAAGACUGAAUCUCACAGGUCCAAGAUGAGGCAGAUGGAUCCUGAGCUUGAAAAAAAACUGAAAGAGAAUAAAAUAUCUUUAGAGUCAGAAUAUGAGGGAAGUAUCUGUUGAAGGGCUACUAUCUUUCUUUGGCCCUUCUCCCUUGUUGGGACUCAAUCUCCAGACUGUCUCCCCAGAGAAUCUUGUCAAGACUUGGCUUUAAGCUUUGUUGGGG
This is a messenger RNA of Pongo pygmaeus (Bornean orangutan), 3446 nucleotides long. It is a transcript of the gene COX16, whose product is annotated as cytochrome c oxidase assembly factor COX16. Gene Ontology annotation, biological process: mitochondrial respiratory chain complex IV assembly. The transcript has 5 exons. Gene Ontology annotation, cellular component: mitochondrial inner membrane. Lineage: Eukaryota; Metazoa; Chordata; Mammalia; Primates; Hominidae. The record is from RefSeq and is a predicted model, not a curated record. The coding region runs from base 2930 to 3343 and encodes 137 amino acids.